Drosophila santomea is the source of this 722-nucleotide messenger RNA. RefSeq lists its product as uncharacterized. The transcript is spliced from 2 exons. The record is from RefSeq and is a predicted model, not a curated record. Gene Ontology annotation, molecular function: zinc ion binding; nucleic acid binding. Bases 10 to 540 code for a protein of 176 amino acids. NCBI's taxonomy places the organism in Eukaryota, Metazoa, Arthropoda, Insecta, Diptera, Drosophilidae.
AGCGCUACUAUGGACACAGCGGAUGAAAUGUUAAGCAACCUGGAGAAAAUGUUCGUAAUGUCCAAAGAGUCAAAGUUGAGUAUGCGGCAGAAGCUACAGAGCUGCGUCUGGAUCAAAGGUGAGGAGUUCUCCAAGUACUACAACGAGAAGUGGCAGCUGGCGGAUAACUUAGCACUGGCAGAAGAUGAAUUUUUGGAAUAUGUCAUUGACGGCAUACACGAUGUCAAUCUACGCAAUCUGGCUAAGUCGCGUUCGUUCAAGACCGGAUUGGAGCUUUUGGAGGCAUUCCGAAACGUUGAGUUGGGCUACGUUCCUAAGCCCAAGUUACCAGAAGACCGUAGAGCAGGAGAUUAUCAAAAGCCACGAGGUAAUGCAGAGUGCGACAAUUGCCACAGUCGGGGCCACCUGGCCAAAGAGUGCUGCAAGCCUAAGAGACAAGAUGGGGCUUGUUACGCAUGCGGCUUGCAAGGACAUGUGGCUAAGGAGUGCAACCAAUACAAGAAGUCGAAGGGCGGGGACAACGAUUAUAAUGUCUCCUAGAUUUUGGCAGCCCGAUAAGUACUAUUAAAAAACGUUUUAUACCAAGUCAAAUAAAAAUGGAAAAGACUACCUAUUUAAGUUACGUUGUAUUAAAUUUAAGUAAAUUACAAAUACAUGGAAGCGUAAAAUGUUUAGUUAAAUUCUCAAAUAAAGAUACUCCUAUGUCGUGGAUGAUGAAUCUA